AUGCAUGUGACCGCCAUCUUGCACCAUGAGUGUCCACAAUGGGCUGAACAACAUUUAGACUCUCACAUUGACUGCCACGUCAUGCGCUGGAGGCUCAGCAACAACAUGCCACAUCUUGGCCAUGUCCUCCACGAUGACCCCCCUGCUGCUGCUACGGCUGCCACCACCCACUUUCAUUGUCAACUACCCACAUUCUCCUUGGUACACAGCAAUCACAACUGCAACAAUCCGCCAAUACCGUCAAUGGUCCCCUCCGAUCUGCCACGUCGUCCAGACGGCAAUGACGCAACAGUAGUGCAGACCAGAAGCGAAAACGAAAAUAUCUUCUUGCGAAAUAUUGCUCUGGAUUUUCGUUUCUGGCUUUUCGCUGCCGAACCGAUUCCGGCCACUUUCAAAUUCAAGAUUUUUAUAAUUAUGAUUGCUGGACACUCUCUUCUGCAACAAGCGCCCACCACGACCAUCGACGAUUGGUCACAAAGACCCACCACCAUGUUUGAGGAAUGGCGAUGA
Laccaria bicolor S238N-H82 is the source of this 510-nucleotide messenger RNA. RefSeq lists its product as uncharacterized. The record is from RefSeq and is a predicted model, not a curated record. The coding region runs from base 1 to 510 and encodes 169 amino acids. NCBI's taxonomy places the organism in Eukaryota, Fungi, Basidiomycota, Agaricomycetes, Agaricales, Hydnangiaceae. The transcript is spliced from 4 exons.